GAGGAGCCCAGCUGUUGAUUCUGUAGGAUUAGUUGUCUGAGGUUGGCGUCGUGUAGCCGCUGCUCCGGCCAGUUGUUCAAGUGCCUUAGAGGCAAAAGGAAGGCGUGGUAUAGUGAGGGCACCGGAGGUUGAGAGUGAUUUAUAGGUGAAUCUUUGAGCGGCCAUCGUUGAUGAGGGAUUACAUUUUAUUGUGCGUUGGUAAAAGCGGCUGCAAUUGCUCGGAGAUUUGUGUCGGAUAUAUCUUCUUCAUAUACUGAUUAUGGGAAAUUAAUGAGUUCCUGUCCCUAUCUAGCUUCUUUCUGUUAUUGUCGUAAUACUGAGUUCUGUCCCUCGUCUUAUCCAUUGGAGUCUAUGGUUCAUCAAGGACUUGAGUUAAAUUGAUGCUGUUUUCUGUGAAAUUUUUAGGAUUUUGGGCUUGCCCACUGGAGUGAUGAGGUGAUUUGUCGUAUGUUAACGCAAUGUAGUAUUGGGUGUGCACACAUAGUGCAAAUGGAUAACCAAGUGGUGCCGUGUAUUUGAUUCAUAGUUUGAGUAGUUGUAACGAUUUCAUCGUAGUGUAGCAUCAACUUGACGAAAACGGAUUGUUUGCAAGUAGUGUUUAUUGUCAUUUGUAUCCCUCAACCAUUAUCUGGACUCUCAUUAACAACUUCAAACUGCUCAUGCGACUAGCAUUACAAGAACCUUGAAUGUUUAGGGCUACUGUUAUAUCUAGAUAAGAAGGCUGUAUUGUCCAAUUUGCAAAACUUAUCGAUAUAGCAUGUAAUCGCAUUUCUAAUUCAUUGAAUAGAGAGGUUAAUCAAGUUUUAACUAUUUCGUUAGGGUUUGUUUAACAAAGUUUUCCUGAUUCAAUCUAAUUAGUCGCGCGUUUUCGUACUCGUUUUGUAAGUUCAAUUAUCUAAUUAUUGUGAGUAUGAACAUUCGCUACUACCAAGGUUCCCAUGCCACUAAGAUAGUGCUGGCCUGACGUAAUGGAAGCUUGUGAACUUGCAGAAAAUUUGUAAUGACGGUAGAGCGAAGUCCAAGUUGAGGAGUUUGAUGAAUUAGUGGAGCCGAUUUUGGCAGCAAUAUAGUAUCCAAUCGAAGGAAACACAUCCGGAGGUUUUCUCAAGCAAAGACGUCAUGAUUAGAGCACUUUCGAAUAGUAAUGACGAUUCUUUCUGGGUUAGUGAUAGUUCACGUCCUGGGGCCUACUAUCACGAAGAGGAAAUGGCCCUGAUUACAGCAGACAAGAAAACUGCAAGUGACGAAAGUAAUUCGUCUUCGUCAGGUAUAAAUUCACAAACAGCAAUUGUAAAGUGGAGAAAAAGCAGGUCUUACAACUUCAAUGAGGUAGCUACGAACCUUCUAAACACUGCUGAGAGAUUAGUGCAAGAAGCCAAUGUGAGUGACAAUGGCUACAAGCGUAACUCGAUUUCUCGGAGCGUGGCUCGAAUUGUUCUCGACCAAAGUAAUGAGGUUGUGGACACAUCAGAGGAAUACAUCACUGGAGUUGUACGACAAGUUGCUCGGUAUGCGCAGCAUGCAGGUGACGAUGAUGAAACUAGUUACUCAGCUGCUAACCAGGUCACACAGCCAAAGGGCACCACAAGCUUGGGGACCAUGGUUUCUUUUUUUGUAAUCUGGUGUGUAUCACUUUGUGCUUCACACAUAGAUAGCAAAGACAUGCCUCCUCCUGUUCUCAAACUUGCUGCUGAAGAGGUGGCGUCUGUUCUCCAGUCAAACUAAUAGACUGUUGUUUCGAAUCUAUUCACUCAAGCCCAAGUAGGUGACUGCAGGUUUUGUAAAUCUGCUCGACAACUCUGCAGUUACAAAAGUGCAAGGCUUUUAGCCCACAAGUCUACAUGUAGAGCUCGUUGUUGACUAUCAGCUGUCCAUGUGUAUUUCUACGACAUAAAUUCAAGGUGAUUUUGUAGAAGUUGGACCCUUCUUGGAUCGAGGUUUUUGCUCUUCUCGCUUAUCUUAGCUUUGCUGAAUUGAAUUUCUUAUAACAGCCUAGAUUAGAAAUGUUGGCUUUUCCGUAUUAUGGUGUUCAAGAGCUACAAGCAGUUUGUUUCUCGAUGAAAGCUUAGAGGUGGGGUUGUGAAAUGCCUAUAGUGUUCACAUUUGCUUGUUUUGAAAAGCCCGGCCAUUGGUUUUGGGUCAUGACAAGUCUCUUGAAUCAGUUUCCACAGUCGGUGUGGGUCAAUGAUUAUCAUAUCUUUCUCCA
This is a messenger RNA of Physcomitrium patens, 2206 nucleotides long. RefSeq lists its product as uncharacterized. Lineage: Eukaryota; Viridiplantae; Streptophyta; Bryopsida; Funariales; Funariaceae. The record is from RefSeq and is a predicted model, not a curated record.